Molecule: messenger RNA, 1745 nt
Organism: Elaeis guineensis (African oil palm)
Lineage: Eukaryota; Viridiplantae; Streptophyta; Magnoliopsida; Arecales; Arecaceae
Product: 3-ketoacyl-CoA synthase 6
Biological process (GO): fatty acid biosynthetic process
Cellular component (GO): membrane
Molecular function (GO): acyltransferase activity, transferring groups other than amino-acyl groups
Source: RefSeq, a predicted model, not a curated record
AACACACCACCCAUCGUCAUCCCCUCAGUUUCUUUUCCAAUCUAGACUAUCAGGUAGUCAGAGCACCAUGCCGGCUGAGCCCCUGCCACUGUUCUUGAGCUCAGUCAAACUCAAGUAUGUGAAGCUCGGCUACCAGUACCUGGUGAACCACCUCUUGACCUUUCUCCUGAUCUCCACCAUGGUGGCCAUCCUCCUGGAAUUAGCCCGUCUCGGCCCCGAACAGAUCCUCUCUUUGUGGAGAUCCCUCCAUUUCAGCCAAGUCCAGCUUCUGUGCUCCAUCUUUCUCGCUGUGAUGGCCGCUACCUUCUUCUUCAUGUCGCGGCCACGCCCGAUCUACCUUGUCGACUACGCCUGCUUCCGGCCUUCCCGGACUUGCCGCGUGCCGUUCUCCACCUUCAUGGAGCAUGCGCGGCAAAUGCCCUUCUUCGACGAGAAGAGCGUCCGGUUCCAGCUGAGGAUUCUCGAAAGGUCCGGCCUCGGCGAGGAGACCUGCCUCCCACCCGCGAACCACUACAUACCCCCGCAGAGCAGCAUGGAGGCCUCCCGCGCCGAGGCCAGCCUCGUCAUCUUCUCCGCUAUCGACGAGCUCUUCGCUAAGACCGGCCUGAAGCCCAAGGACAUCGACAUACUCGUCGUCAACUGCAGUCUCUUCUCGCCGACGCCGUCCCUCUCCGCCAUGGUCAUCAACAAGUACAAGCUCCGGAGCAACAUCCUCAGCUUCAACCUCUCCGGCAUGGGCUGCAGUGCCGGCCUGAUCUCCAUCGACCUGGCGCGGGAUCUCCUCCAGGUACACCGCAACUCGUACGCCCUCGUGGUCUCCACGGAGAUCAUCACCCCCAACUACUACAGCGGCAAUCAGCGGUCGAUGCUCCUCCCCAACUGCCUCUUCCGCAUGGGCGCCGCCGCGGUGCUCCUCUCGAACCGCCGCCGUGAGCGCGCCCGUGCAAAGUACCGCCUCGUCCGCAUCGUCCGCACGCACAAAGGCGCCGAUGACCGUUCCUACCGCUGCGUCUACGAGGAGGAGGACGACGAGGGAAACGCAGGGAUCAAUCUCUCCAAAGACCUGAUGGCGGUCGCCGGCGAUGCGCUCAAGGCGAACAUCACCACCAUCGGCCCGCUCGUCCUGCCGGCCUCCGAGCAGCUACUUUUCCUUCUCAGCCUCAUCGGCCGGAAGAUUAUAUAUCCGGCGUGGAAGCCAUACAUUCCGGAUUUCAAGCGGGCCUUCGAGCACUUCUGCAUCCAUGCCGGGGGGCGGGCAGUGAUCGACGAGCUGCAGAAGAGCCUGGACCUGUCGGCGGAGCACGUGGAGGCGUCGCGCAUGGCGCUGCACCGCUUCGGCAAUACGUCAAGCAGCUCCCUCUGGUACGAGCUCAAUUACAUCGAGGCAAAAGGCCGGAUGCGGCGAGGAGACCGGGUGUGGAUGAUCGGUUUCGGCAGUGGAUUCAAGUGCAACAGCGCGGUGUGGAAGUGUCUCAGGACAAUCAGGACGCCGGUGGAGGGGCCCUGGUCCGGCUCCAUCCACCGCUACCCUGUCCACAUCCCGGAGGUGGUGAAGCUCCUCUAGAUUAUGUCUACCGACUACAAGACGGUUGGAAUAAGUUAUUGCUUCUGGACCAACGUUGUUCGAUUUGUUCUCGAGGAAGGCGUUGUUGGGCUCCGAGAGGGGGCUGGUUAACAUCAUGUUUCCACUGCUGCCACAUCCAUUAUAGUUGCACCCUUUGCGUUUGCUUCAAUUUGGUUUGACG